CUUGACGAUUGGCCGCGCAGUUUGCAGUUUCACAUCGAAUUAACAUUUAUUUCUGCACUUUUGAAAAAGAAAUGGUGAUUUUAAACUUCUUUAUUGUUGAACCAAACCUUAAAGUCAAAGUUCAAUAACAGAACAGUGUAGAACGGUCUAUUUUGUUGGUAAUUGUUAUCGAUUCCUGAACAGAAGCACAAACAACAUGACGGAGCCGAGCUCAGAAACUACUAAAGUGCCCGACUUUAGUUCAACAGAUCCAGUUAUUUCUCCAGAAGCAGAUGUUCUUACGGACACAUCCGAAGAAGCGUCGGCUGGAGAAUACUGCCGGGACUUCCGGUAUAGACAUCGUUCAUCAGAUAGUUCGGACAAUGACGAAGAUGACGACGAGGACGAUGAAGAGGAUCCUUAUUGCGAGUUAUUCAUGAAUGCUUAUCGCUCUGCUCCUGCAUCUUCCGACGAGGGCGACGAAGAGCAAUGCACAAACGAAAAUAUUAACCUCCCGGAAGCCAAGCCACUGUCGCUAAUGGAGGACUGGGAUCUGUGGGACUACAUGAACGAGAGCGAGCUAAAGGAGCGCUUGAAAGACCACCCGAGACUAUUCGAAGAAAUAACGCGCAAACGGAAACGGAAGCUAGCAGACGAAGAGGAAGAUGCCGGAAAUGCCGACGAGGAUCUCAGUGAUAUGAUGAAUAGAUUUGUCAAGUACAUUCGUGCAGAUCCUACCAAUGUGACUGGUUAAUCAUUUAAAGGUAAGAAAAGCCAAGAUCUCUGGAUGCGCUCUGGAUAGAAGAAAUGAUCUGCGAUAGUGUAAUUGACCCCGCGAUGUGAUUACUGCACGAUUACUUUUGAGAAUGUGAUAAACCAUAAAGAGAAAUACAUAUGAACUUCAACUUCAAAGAAAGAAGUAAUACGUUAUUUCA
Molecule: messenger RNA, 914 nt
Organism: Anopheles coustani
Lineage: Eukaryota; Metazoa; Arthropoda; Insecta; Diptera; Culicidae
Product: nucleolin-like
Exons: 2
Coding region: 197-733 (178 amino acids)
Source: RefSeq, a predicted model, not a curated record